This is a messenger RNA of Apis dorsata (giant honeybee), 1888 nucleotides long. It is a transcript of the gene Dh31-R, whose product is annotated as calcitonin gene-related peptide type 1 receptor-like. The transcript has 14 exons. The coding region runs from base 589 to 1857 and encodes 422 amino acids. Gene Ontology annotation, biological process: cell surface receptor signaling pathway; adenylate cyclase-modulating G protein-coupled receptor signaling pathway. Gene Ontology annotation, molecular function: calcitonin receptor activity. The record is from RefSeq and is a predicted model, not a curated record. Gene Ontology annotation, cellular component: plasma membrane. NCBI's taxonomy places the organism in Eukaryota, Metazoa, Arthropoda, Insecta, Hymenoptera, Apidae.
CGCUAGUGGUUGCGCGCGCACUUCGAGUCACGUUUUCUAUCACAAGAAGCGUUCAGUUGCUGUUGCGUGGCCGCGUGAUUCGCAGUUUUUAAAGUUCUCGUUCGAAAAAGUUUUAGUGAUUACUCGGCAGUGUGUUUGGUUCUAAUACCAAGAAAAAAUGAUAGAAGCGUCGUGUGUCAAAACGAUAAUUCGAUAAUAAUGAUAAAACGAUAAAAAUAAUCGUGCAAUUUAUACAAAAUUAUUCGAUAACGAUCAUAAAUAGUUUAUAGUAAAAGUGACAGUUUAAAGACAUUCCAAUUAUUAUUUCAAAUUUAAUGAUGUCUGUUAAUGAAAUCUUUUAUUAUAUAACGCUGCAUUGUAAUAUUAUGAUAAUUUAUCCAUAAAAGUAAUAUUGAUACGAAGCAACUGAAGAUUUGCUACAUAUGAACAUUGUUUCGAUCGGUGAGAAUUGAACGAUUAUGGAUCGAUUAAAUCCGUUCGAUUAAUCGUAUCGUGAGUAAAGCGCGGUGAAUGAUUAUAAACUUCAGUUUUUGUGCACGCUUCAUCAGCUGAUUGUCGUGUCCUUGAGACCAUCAUACUUCGUUAAAAAUGGACGUGCAAACUGAGAUGCCCGUGAACGCGACAGCAGGCAGCACACUUCCGGACGAGGAAUUCCAUCGAAUAAUAAUGGAGAGGGAGCAAGAAUGUUUGCAGCUACAAGCAAUGAAUUCAACCCCGCCACCAGAGCCAUACUGUCAGUUGACCUUUGAUGGAUGGUCCUGCUGGCCUAAUACUCCAGCAGGAACCACUGCAUACGUCUCUUGCCCAAAUUUCAUCACUGGUUUCGACGCUUCUUUGAAAGCACAUAAAUAUUGUGAAUUAAACGGCACUUGGUUUCGACAUCCAGAAUCUGGUCAAGUCUGGAGCAAUUAUACGACUUGUGUCAAUUUAAAAGAUCUCAGUUGGCAACAAGGAAUUAAUGGACUUUAUGAGGCUGGAUAUGCAAUAUCAUUGAUAGCAUUAUUACUUUCAUUAGGUAUUCUAACAUAUUUCCGCUCCCUGAGGUGUGCAAGGAUCACUCUUCAUAUGAACCUGUUCGCCUCUUUUGCUGUAAAUAAUGCUCUAUGGCUGGUAUGGUAUAGAUGCAUCGUAGCGAAUACGGAUUUACUGUUGAACAAUGGGAUGACAUGUCGGCUGUUGCAUAUUAUUCUUCAUUACUUUCUUCUUACUAAUUAUGCAUGGAUGUUGUGUGAAGGUUUUUAUCUACAUACUCUGCUUGUCAGUGCAUUCACAAGCGAACAAAAAUUAGUAAAAUGGUUGAUGAUUCUUGGUUGGCCCGUACCUGCAAUCAUCGUCACGAUUUAUGCCUGUUUAAGAGCAACUAGCAAUGAUCUUACGGACACUGAACAAUGUUGGAUCAAUGAGGGUAAUUACAUGAACGUACUGGUUUAUCCAGUAUGCGUUUCCACCUUAUUGAAUGUACUUUUUCUCUUCAAUAUCGUUCGAGUUCUAUUAAUGAAAUUGAGAGCUGGUCCUAGCAUUGGUACACAACCUUCAAGAUCUAUGCGUCAAGCAUUUCGGGCAACAUUACUUCUUGUACCUCUUUUGGGUUUACAUUAUCUUGUUAUACCCUUCAGGCCACCGAAAAAUCAUCCUUGGGAGCAUUUCUAUGAGGUUCUUUCCGCUAUAACAGCUUCUUUCCAGGGUCUCUGUGUGGCCGUUUUAUUUUGUUUCUGUAACGGUGAGGUGAUAGCGCAAUUUAAGAGAAAAUGGGAGGGCUCAGCCUUCUUGCGGAAUCGAGCCAAUUCUUGUACAGCCACCACCGUCUCGUUUAUCCGAUCGACUGCAGGUCCGAUGUCGGGAGAGGAAACGGUGUGACUAUCAAUUGUCCACGCAGGAAAUGCUGGAC